Molecule: messenger RNA, 4867 nt
Organism: Labrus bergylta (ballan wrasse)
Lineage: Eukaryota; Metazoa; Chordata; Actinopteri; Labriformes; Labridae
Gene: rufy2
Product: RUN and FYVE domain containing 2
Cellular component (GO): cytoplasm
Molecular function (GO): metal ion binding
Source: RefSeq, a predicted model, not a curated record
UUGACACCGCCCCUCCAGAGGGUGCAGCGGGACGGUCAGAAGCAAAACUGUCUGCUCGGUCGGCUAGGUGUAAACAAAUGUAUAGUACACCGUGGUGCACGUCAGAGACUUGUUUUAAUAACUGGAGCAGCUGCCGCCCUGUCACCAUGCAGACGGAUGCGUACGUUUUCCUUUCCGACACCGAUAACACGGUUUGUUUUGACACUCGCUAGACCUGUCAGUGCCUCGGCCGGGUUUAACGCAGGUAAUUUUAUGCCCUGGUUGUCGUAAUGUUCACCGGGUGAUUGGCACAUAGCUAACGGUUAGCAACCCGCAUGAGUCUGGUUGUUUUCGCAUCGAGCUGUGAUAAUUUCAGAGGUACGUGAACAUGGCAUCGUCCGCCGACCACGAUCUGUCUGAAGCGGACAGCAGCAAGGACAAAGCUCAGGUGUUUGGCGUUUUGAGGCUGCAGGAGGAGAAAUCUGCUGCAGGAGAUAAAGCUAAUAGUAGCAGCACUAUUAGAGGAGGAGGAGGUGGAGGAGGAGACGGGCGAUGGCAGGCUCCUAUCUUCGCUUUGGCCAGGAAAGCAUCCGAGACCAUUUCAGGGAGCAUUCACGUCCUGCCCAAAGUGUCGGAGCACAGAACUUCUCUGCCCGGGGACUGGACCGUUCAAGCCAUGCGAGACCCCAUGGCCAUGGAGAGAGCCAACCUGCUCAACAUGGCCAAGCUGAGUAUUAAAGGGCUGAUCGAGUCAGCUCUGAGCUUUGGACGAACACUGGAUUCAGACUACCCACCUCUGCAGCAGUUCUUUGUUGUCAUGGAGCACUGUCUCAAACAUGGCCUCCGAGUGAAGAAGUCCUUUCUGGGCUUUAACAAGUCUCUGUGGGGUCCUCUGGAGCUGGUGGAGAAACUGUGUCCUGAAGCAGCAGAGAUCUCCGCCUCAGUACGAGACCUGCCCGGACUAAAGACUCCUUUAGGCAGGGCCAGAGCUUGGUUGCGUCUCGCUCUAAUGCAGAAACGGCUCGCUGACUACCUUCGACUUCUCAUCACCAGAAAAGACCUGCUAAGUGAUUUCUAUGAGAAUUCAGCGCUGAUGCUGGAAGAGGAGGGAGCAGUAAUCGUAGGACUGCUGGUCGGUCUGAACGUGAUCGAUGCUAAUCUGUGUGUCAAAGGCGAGGACCUGGACUCUCAGGUUGGGGUGAUUGAUUUCUCCAUGUACUUGAAGAAUGACAUCGAUGAUUACAGGAGUGAAGAGAGGAAUAGCCAGAUAGCAUCCAUCUUGGAUCAGAAGAACUAUGUGGAGGAGCUGAACCGACAACUCAACUCCACAGUUCAUGGUCUUCAAGGUAGAGUGGACUCUUUAGAGAAGUCUAACUCGAAGCUCAUAGAGGAGUUAGCCAUAGCCAAGAACAACAUCAUCAAACUCCAGGAGGAAAACCAGCAGCUGAGGAGUGAAAACAGCCUCAUCCUGACAAAGACACAACAACAGUUAGAGGUAACCCAAGGCGAUGUGUCUGUGGAGAGAGACACAUACAGACAGUCUCGUCAGGGUUUGGAUGAGAUGUACAAUGAGGCUCAGAGGCAACUGAAGGAGGAGUGUCAGCUCCGACAGGUCGGACCGCAGCUGUUUGACGUGGAGAAUGAGUUGGUGGUCCAGGUGUCGAUGAAACAGGAAAUGGAGCUGGCUAUGAAACUUCUAGAGAAAGAUAUUCAUGAAAAACAGGACACGCUGAUCGGACUGAGGCACCAACUGGAUGAAGUCAAAGCCAUCAACGUAGAAAUGUACCAGAAGAUGCAGUCGUCUGAUGAUGAGAUGAAGAAGAAGAACAAUGUGAUCAGUCGUCUGGAGGAGAAGACCAAUCAGAUCACUGCCACCAUGAAGCAGCUGGAGCAGAGAUUACAGGAGGCAGAGAGGCACCGCAGCUCGGCAGAGGAGGGAACCAGACGCUUCAAGUUGGACUUCGCUAACAAGGCGGACAGCCUGCAGCGGCAGAUCGAACACAGAGAACGGCAACUCCAGCAGCUGGAGACAGACCUAAAGAUAGAGAGGGAGUGGAGGCAGACAUUACAAAAUGAUCUGGAAAGAGAGAGAGACACGGUGUCUCAGCUCAGCACAGAGGCGCUGCAGAUCAACGGACUGAAAAAGGAGUUCCAUCGCCUCCAAGAUGAAAACAUUCAGCUGAAAUCAAUCUGUGAGGACCAAGAACAAGCACUCGAGGAACUGGGCUCCAAACUAAGCGAAUCCAAACUGAAGAUUGAGGACAUCAAAGAAGCAAACAAAGCUCUUCAGGGGGGUCAGGUUUGGUUGAAGGACAAGGAGGCCAGCCACUGCAAGCUGUGUGAGAAGGAGUUCUCCAUCUCGAGACGAAAGCAUCACUGUAGGAACUGCGGGGAGAUUUUCUGUAACAGCUGCUCGGACAAUGAGCUCCCUCUCCCCGCCUCGCCCAAACCAGUCCGAGUCUGUGACACCUGCCACGCCCUCCUCCUACAGAGAUGCUCCUCCAAUCCAACAUGAAGGAGUGCCACACUGCCUCAAACAAUCUGAGACCAGACUCAAAAAUCACUUCAGUCCUUUGCAAGAUCCACAACGCAACUUAUCUUGACAAAGUGUUUGCUGCUAUAGACAGACCAUGUGAAUCCAAAUUUAGUACACUUGGCACACUUUGUCCUGCACAGACAAAUUAUGAGGAACAUCUGCAUCAUUCUGACCUCAUUGUUUCAUUCUACUUCCUUGUUUUGAAUGUGAGGGCUCUGUUAGUUUACUAUAACGUGAGCCUAAUUGUCUUAACUUCAUAUAAGACAAAUCUCUGGUCUGUCAAAUCGUAAGCAAUCACUACUGCUGGUAAUCAAACUUUUAGUGAAGCAGAAGACACAAUUUAUUUACAGUCAAUAUGAAUAUCCAUGGCCUGGGUGAAAAGAGACUUGCACAGUGGGUCGUUUUAGUAUUGCAGUGGCCACAAAUACGUCUACAUUAUCAAACAUUCAAUGUGUGCCCAUAAUUUAAAAUACAAUCAACAUUAUUUCUACAUUCCUGUGAAACAUUGAACUGGGCAGGGCACAGCAGGAACAAACAGCUGGACUGUUCAGGCGGUAAUGGAAGUUGUCAGAAGCUGUAAGCUUUUGUUUUUCUCACUGGUAGUCACAUUCAAACCCAGACAGACCCUUGUAGGUUUAAAAAGUUUGGCUCCUAGACUGCAUAUAAAGAUGAAUACAUAAAUAUUAUGUAUACACAGUUCUACAACGUACUGAUUAUAUACAGCCUAUGUUAUGGAUGUAGGGGACCCUCAGCAUGUACUGACACUGAUCAGCGGUGGAAGGUUUUGAUAAAUCCCCCUGUACAGUUCAGCUACACAAUGCAGCCUGAAGGUAAACAGAAGAGAUUAUAUCAUUUAUACAUUCAGUACUGUGGCCUUGUUACUGUUACUACACCCUCCAGUGAACACAAACACAAAGACAGCAUUUACACAGGCACAAAAAAAAAACAAGUCAAUACCACUACAUGCUAAACUGAAAUAUAAAUUGAAUAUUUAUUACUGUUCAGUGAAAGAGGUAGAGUGUGCUACAAAACAUCUGUAUUUGUCGUGAUGCUGUCAUAGCUGCAAAAGUUUACCAUGAACCUCAUAGAUUACGUUUUGUAGCCUGCCAUCUUCUGCUCCGACGGACUAAAAAAAGCCUGAAAGUAACAUCCAUGCUUCUCAGUGUUUAAAUGAAACUUUUCUGCAAACUAAUGCUAGGGGCAGAUGUGCUUUGCUGAUGCAAAGACUAGACUAGUUCCCCUUUAGAAGAAACUGAAAAUCUUUGGGUUUUUUUUGCAAGUGUUGAUGCCAUUUGUGCCUGUGUAAAGGCGACAUUUAUUACCUACAUGUGCUUCUCUUGUUGCCAAAAUAAGCACUACAUUUUUACCGAGAGGGUUCCUGCAUAGAGGAAGAGAUCGGAGCAACACUCGCUUAUACUAGCCAAAGAAGCAGUCUUGAUUAAAGGUAAAUUUCCUGUUUCUCUUGGAGAAACUGAUGCAGUUUAUGCUGCCUGAAGGACCAAGAAAAGCAUCUGAUUUUUUUCCUCUCUGGUAGCUCUUCUGUUGAACCACUGACAGCUUUCUCCCAACACGACCUCUUCACUGACUACGUGUGAAGAAGAACAGACUUUUAAUGUCUCACCUCUGAGAAAACCGCCACAAAGUAUGAUUGGACACUUGCCAAUCCUAUGUUGCUGAAGGUGUAGAUAAGUAUUUAUAUUUUUGUUUUAUGCACAUGAUUUUUUUUUUCUUUAAGAAGUCCAGGAACUUGUUGAACUUUGACUUUUAGUUCUUUGUAAUAUGUGCUAAAGGAGACAUUAUAGAAGAACCACAUAUUACUGCUGCUCCAUUCCUGAGAGGGGAGAUGUUAAACUUUUUUUAAAUCAAGGUUGAGACAAGUUUUGUCUUUAUGUCAAACUAAUGCUGAUGACUGAUAAGUGCACGUUCCUCAUUGACAGGUAAUGAUGUGAGUUAACUGCACAUUCUAGUUUUGUACUUAAAAACAAUGUUUACAACCUGAACCUUUUUUAAGAACUGGAAGUAUUCAUUCCCUCAUGGAGACGGGACAGGCCUGGGUUCAUUUUCCUGUUGCUAAUAUUUAAAAAGCACGAAUAAAGCAUAUCAUUAUCGAGUACUAUAGGCAAAAUGUUAAACUGCACUCAGGCCUGAAUGUUUUUGUACAGUGUCACUCUUCUGAACCUCCCAGCCUUCAUGGGAACUUGUACAGUGUUGAUUGUUGUAAAUACACCAUGUUGAUAAUCACUGUGGCACUUUGAUUUAAUAACACCUGCCAGUUGAAUGGUUCAACUAUUGCCAACAAAAUGUUGCCUUGACUGUGUAGCAGUUUCUGAUUAAAUCAAGUGACAGAAAAAA